Messenger RNA from Limanda limanda (common dab), 14610 nucleotides. RefSeq names its product HYDIN axonemal central pair apparatus protein (gene hydin). The record is from RefSeq and is a predicted model, not a curated record. Gene Ontology annotation, cellular component: axoneme. Gene Ontology annotation, biological process: axonemal central apparatus assembly; cilium movement. The transcript has 90 exons. NCBI's taxonomy places the organism in Eukaryota, Metazoa, Chordata, Actinopteri, Pleuronectiformes, Pleuronectidae.
AUGGAAGCCAUUCAGAUGACCAUGCAGACAAAGCUGUCAAAGAGCAGAGUGUCUCUGCCUUACAGCCACAAACUUAUUCUGACGGAGGACAAGUCAAGAAGGGUGACUCCAUCUGUUUACAUCCUGGAAAUGCAACAGUCCACAGAGGAGCGCCUGGCAAACACCAAGGAGAUGCACCCGCCCCGGAUCGUGGAGCUGCUCGACAUGAGCAGGACGACAAAUCACAAAUUGUCCUUGGUGGACAUAGACCAGGCACUUUUCCAGCCCUGCCCAUCCGAGCUGUGCUUCCAGAACUUCUCUCCUGCACAGACCCACAAGCUGCCGCUGAUCCUCUUCAACAUGGACAAGGUUUCUCGACAAGUGAAGCUGGAGCUGCCGGUCUCAGAGUAUUUCCAUGUGGAAUCCUCAAAGGAUUCAGGUAGCAAGGUUGCACCCGGAAUGUCUACGACUUUCACAGUAUGCUUCACCCCGCAAGAGAACAAGGACUACGACCACAAGCUGGUUUUCGUGACGGAGAGGGAGCGGUUUGAGGUGCCGGUCCGCGCCAUCGGGCCCCGGGCCAUCCUCGACUUCCGAGAUGAGCUCUAUCUACCGCUCUGUCCCGUGAAAGCCUCCACAGAGAGGACUCAGCUAAUCCGCAACAUAGGAAACCGCAUUGCUAAGUUCACGCUGCGCACACAAAGGCCUUUCUCUGUGACGCCCUCCUCUGGGACUCUUGAUACAGGCGAGAGCAUGCAGGUGACGGUGAAUUUCCACCCAAUGACCACAGGAGACCACAGCGAGGACCUGGGCCUGCACUACGACACUGGUGAGGACGUGUGCAUCAGCCUGUACGGAGCUUGUGAGGAGAUGAACUUGAAUCUGAACCCGGACUCUAUCGUGUUGACCAACACUUACAUCUCCAUGGCCAACGUGAACAACGUGUCUCUCACCAACACCAGUGACAUCCCCAUUCACUACUGCUGGUCAGUGUGGCCCAGCCUGGAAGAGCAGGACCUGUGCUUAUUGAGAAAUAGCUCAGUAGCUCAGUGCUCCUGCAGAAAGGAGGAGGGAGGCUUGAUUCGUCGGUGUGAGUCUGACCCUAUGGCGAUCCACCCCCUGCUGGCCAGAGCUGUGCAGGAAUGUAGGAGCCAGGAUUCAAAGGACCACCUCGUCGCCCUCUCACAGAGCUGCAUCAACGUGGUGGCUCAGGAAGGUGAAAUAUGGCCCAACGUCACUGCACAGUUCAACAUCGUCUUCAAGCCCGAGGAGUCCAAGCUCUACCAGCAGACCAUAUACUGUGAUGUCACAGGUCGUGAAUCUCGGUUACCUCUCACAAUCCAGGCUGAGGGCAUGGGACCUAAACUCCACCUCAACUACAACCUGCUGGAUAUGAAAAAUGUUUUCAUCGGUAGCAAAAACUGUUUUGAGGUACUGGUGUCCAACAAAGGGCUGAUUGAUGCUCCCUUCAAGCUGUCUCGUCCCGACACCACUUUGGGCCGAUGUUUCUCCUUCAGUCCCGAGGAAGGUGUCAUUCCCUCGGGGGGCUGCCAGAUUGUGGAGGUCACCUUCCACAGUCGCAUCCUGGGAACCUUCUCUGAGGACUUGCUGCUGGCUGUCACCGGGCAGCCCAAACCACUUACCUUGACCUUCAGGGGCUGCGUCGUUGGUCCCACAUUCCACUUCAAUGUCUCAGAGCUCAAUUUUGAAGAUGUGGCCUUUGGCUUCCCACAUAGAACGGUUUGCACCCUCUUCAAUACCUCUCUGGUGCCGAUGACCUUUGCCCUACGUGUCCUUGGAGAUGGGCUGGGAUCGCCGAGCGUUAGCUGGUCCGAACAGGUAUCUGCAAAGUCCAGAAGCAAUUGGCGAAGCAGCGCUGCUCGAGACAUUCAUGCCCGGCCUGUGGAGUUCACCGUCAGCCCGGCCGUCGGCACUGUUCGAGCCUUGUCCGAGGUUAAAAUUAAGGUGACGCUGUGCUCCAACACGGCCGGGAGCUACAGGCUGGCUCUGGUGGUGGAUGUCGAAGGUGUCGGGGACGAGAUCAUGACUCUGCCCAUCAAUGCCAGAUGUGUUGUGCCUGAGAUUGUGCUGGAGACUCCGGUGUUGGACUUUCAGAGAUGUUACCUCAAUUACUCCUAUGAACAGCAAGUGCGGCUCAGCAACCCCAGCACUCUGCCGGUCUGCUACGGGCUGCUGGACCAGGAAUAUGAGGAGAAUCCAUCACAGCUUUUUGGCAGUUCCCGACCCAGAGGAGUGAUUUAUCCUCACACUCCGGAGACGGUUCCCGUGUUCCUGCUGACUAAGGCUGUUGGAAGGCUGCAGCACAGUCUACAUAUUGCUGUGUUUGGCAGUGUUCAACCACCCCUGGAGGUGGUCUUGUCGAGUAUUGGACAGGGUCCGGUUGUUCAUGUUCAGAUCCCACAGCUGGACUUUGGCAAAAUCCCAGUUCUGACAGACGUCCCCAGGACCCUCCAACUGUCGAACCAGUCCCCUACUCCAGCCAACUUCACGGCUCGCAUGAGCCGCGGGAAGUCCUUCUGGCGUGUGGAGCCCAGUGAAGGUGAAGUACCACCUCACAGCCAGCUGGAGCUUUGUGUAGUUGCUCACCUGAAGGACACAAUCGAGUUCCAGGACAGAAUGGAAGUGUCCAUCCAGCACGGGAGAACGCUCAAGGUCCCGCUGUCCGCCACAGGCACCGGCACCACAAUCGUCAGUGACAGGCCUUUUGCCCCGAUCCUUGACUUAGGGACAUACUUCAGCCAAAAGCCAUGCGAGUACCACUUCAAGCUGACCAACCAAGGCCAACGGGUUCACCGGAUGUACUGGGCGACUGAUGGCAACCCGCCCCAGACCAAAAGCCGCAGGUUGAACAACUUGUCUGGUCGACCCGUCCUGCCCCCCAUCUCGGACCCCAAGAAGAAGGAUGUCCAGAAGCGUGGAUCACAGCCCUCCUGUGACAGAGACAAGCCAGUGUUCAGCCUCAUGCCUUGUCGGCUGGAGCUUUUCCCAGGCUGCUCGGCUGAUAUGGUGCUGACGGGAUCCUCAGACUCAAACAAGGUUGUACAGGAGCGUCUGCUGUGCAAAGCCAUCGUGGGUCAGCUGGGAACUUACGAGGUGCUCAUGUCUGUAGAUGUCACCUGUCGCUUUGUUGCUCCAGUGCUCGCCUUCUCCUCCAAUCAGCUGGACUUCUACAUCGAGAAGGUUCCAGGAAAUGAUAUCAGGCCUCUCUAUGAGAAACUGGUCUUGAGGAACGUGUCGUCUCUGAACCUGUCCAUGAAGCUCUCUCUUGUGGAGCCAUUCUCUCUGUGUGACGGCCCCGGAGCUCAGAGCUCAGCUUCCACCAGGUCCAUGGCUUUAGGUGAUGGGAAACAGGCUGACUUGUGGGUGUGCUUUCAUCCAGAUUGUCAAGAUCGGGAGUCACGACUUGUGGAGGAGUUCCUUGAGGUGCAGUACGAGGGACACCCACAGAAGGACUUGGUGGCGCUGCACGCUGAAGUCCACUUCCCCAACCUGCACUUCUCCUCCACCACAGUGGACUUUGGCUGCGUGCUCAACCACUCAGAGACCAAGAGAACGAUCACAAUCACCAACUGCUCCAAGUUGCCUGUGUCCUACCGCUGGUCCUUCCAGGAGGACGAGAACUGCGCCCUCAGGACUGGUGUGGAUGAGGUUUUUGACGUGUUGCCGUUGUACGGCCGCCUGCAGCCCGGAGACCAGCAGCGCGUGAAUCUGUCUUUCUAUGGCCACACUCACAUUAGCAGAGAGGUGACAGCCCUGUGCCAUGUGGAGGAGGGGCCCGCAUAUGAAAUCAAACUCAGUGGAGAAGCGUCAGUAAUCAGCUACAGCCUUGACUCCACCCACGUCAACUUGGGUGUGCAGCUUUUCGAUCACGUCGGGGAAGGUGUGCUGACCCUGAAGAACACUGGCAAAGUGGGCUUCAAAUUCAACAUCACACACCCACAGAAGGACCCAGAAGAGGAGGAGCAACAACAAGAUGCAAAAGACAAUGCAGAAAAUGAAGCGCUGCAGAAAGUCAGACCUGGUCAGCCCAUGGUCGUCCCAUCCUCGGGUCACAUCGAUGCUGGUGUGGAGCAGCGCCUGCGUGUGCUCUACCUCCCCGGCGCCCCGGAGGUUUUUGAGAAGUGGCUCCAGCUGAACGUGGCGUUCCUUCCAUCUCAGGACAUCACUGUGACUGGAGAGGGAGUGUUCCCAAGGAUCAGCCUGGACCUACCUCGAAACCUGUCAAACGAGUGCUACAGUGACGUGGUGCAACAGGCCCGAACAACCAUGGAGGCAAAUGGGGUCUCGGCUAUUAGUGAAGGAUCGACAGCAGAGAACAGCCACACACUCAGUCAGUAUGAAGAGCUGCUUAACCUGGAGGUCGACAGAGCGCUGGUCAAACAAAACGCUAUCGCCAUGACAGCCAGCUUCCUGAAGCUAAGGUGCUCCGAGAGCUCCUUUCGAAAGUGUGACAAACUUAGCAAGUUCCUGCUGCCAGAGUACGUUCUGGAUUUUGGUCACGUGAUUCCCAGGACAGUCCUCCGCCACACUGUGAAUGUCACCAACUCUGGAUCAGUACCUGUGUCGUUCCACGCCAAUCACAGACCGCUUGCCGACACAGGUUUCAGUGCUGAGUUUGAACGGGUGAAGAAUCUGCCCUGUGCUGAGACUCGGACCUUCAAAGUUAAAUUUGACCCUCAAGGAGCCAAACAGCAGCUGGGAUACAUCAGGGUUGUCAUGCCGAUACAGGUUGCAGGAGGUCCGAUGGUGCAGGUGCGGCUGAGCGCGGUGGUGAAUGUGCCGGCAGUUACUGUUUCCACGGAUUCACUCCAGUUCGACUCUGUACAGUGUGGCAUGUGUCAGACCAAGAUAAUACAGCUGGAUAAUCACGAGUCUGUGCCCUGCGACUGGAGCAUGGCUGAGCACGUGAAGCCUUUUCCGAAGGUUGACAAGUUCCUGCCUCUUCAUCUGCGUAAGAAAGUCUGGCAGGCGCAGCGAUCUCCUCCCCCGGUGUUUGUGAUGAGUCCCUCCUGCGGCGUGCUGGCCCCUGGGAAACGAGUCAACGUCCACAUACGCUUCGGUCCUACUGAAGGGCUUGCGUACCAGCGGCAGCUCAUGGUCCGCGUGGCUGAGAACGCUGAGCCGGUGGUCAUUACUGCCCAGGGUCAGGGGGAGGAGCCACAGCUUGAGUUCUGCCCGUCGCUGCUGGUGCUGGGACCUAGCCUGCCUUCGUCCACUGACGUCGAGUCUGAGGUCAUCGUCAGGAACCCCUGCUCGUUUCCCAUUGAGUUCUACUCCCUGGACUUCGACCCACAGUAUCUGGAGGAAGAGAAGAUCCUGCGUCUGAUGCAAGGUUACGAUGAGAACAACAUCCUGCUGCUGCCCCCCAGAGUCCCUGGAGAAAGUCUUCCCAGAGAACUGAUCGACUUCUACAAGGCACAUUGCUCCCAGCUGAAAGGAGACGUCAUGUCAGAGAUGACCACAGAGGAAAGCAGUGGGAAAGCGGGAGAGCUCGACACGAACCCAGUCGCCAGAGCGAUCGCCCGCCACAUGAGUGAUGACCUUCCAACCGAGAAUCUGGCUAAACGCGACUGCAUAGGCGUUGUGAUUAUUGUGUAUGGAGCUCCACAGACAGAUGGGAGCAACACAGCCGCUGAUCUGGCUCGUCACUACGGAGCUGCAUGUGUCAGUGUUGAUGCAGUGGUCACAGAUGUGCUGACUCAUGGCACCUCACCUGCUGGCUUGACGGCAAGACAACUCUAUGACUUCGCUGCGGCCGAGUACGCAAGGAAAGAAGAGGCUGUAACCACCUCCUUUGCUGUACUGGUGAUUCAGGGAGGAGAUGUGAACUCACUCAGGAGUCUCUUACCUGAUCAUCUACUGGUUGAUAUCCUGGUGGAGAGACUUCAGUCAAAGGACUGUCACCGCGGGGUCGUGAUCGACGGCCUGGAGUCCGUGUACUCUCAAUCUGUGGCCAGCACGCUGCAAGUCAUCCUCAAGGCCCUGAAGAACAGCAAAUACAUCUACGUGAUCAAUUUGUUCGACUCCUUUGUUGCCAGGACGGCACGGGACAAAGCGCAGAGAGAAGCUGAGGAGGCUCUGCAGAAGGAGAAAGAGGAGAGGGAGGAGCAGUGGUUUCUGGAGCUGGAUGAGGAGGAGUACGACGCUCUGCCAGAGAAGAAGAAAGAAUAUCUUAGACAGCAACAAACAGACAGAGUCCAACGGCAGAAACUCAGGGAGAUUGAGCUAAUUGCGAAAGAGGAGGAAGAGAGGAUGCAGCAGCAGGAGGAGUUGAACAGGCUGAGAGAAGAAGAGUUGAAGAAGAAGGGAAAAAAGGGUGGGAAGAAAGAUACUAAAGACAGUGCGAGGAGGAAGAGUGCAGUGGAAGGAAAGCCGGUGAAUAACCACCCACAAAAACACAGUGAUGAGUCACAAAAGGAGACGGAAGACAACAAGACGGAGAUAGAAGAGACUGAGGAAACUGCAGAUGUGACGAAAACCAAAAAGACUGGAGAAGGGUCCGGGAGGAAGGGUCCACCUGGUGGAAAGGAGAACAUGCGUAGAAACUCAGACACACUAUACGAAUACACACUUUUUACUUUCAUGAACAAAUACUUAAACUCUUCUUCUAACUCAGCCUCUCAAGGUAAAGAGGGGGUUCAAUCACCCAAGAAGACAGACGACGCUAAGGGACCUGGAGAGACGCCUGAAGACGUGGAGGGAGAAAUGACGGUGGUGUCUGAGCUGCACGCUCAGUUCAUUGCCUACGAUCAGAGUCAAGUGCAGGUGGAGCACAUCCUGAAGAACUGGGACCGGGCCAGGGUCUUGUUGCUGGUGCCGCUUGCCAGUGAAGCUCCACCAGUGCCAGAGGAACCCCCGGCUGACAAACAGAGUCCUUAUGGCAAAAGGAGCAAGAAAGCCGCCGCCAAGAUUGUGUCUCCGAUGCCUGUGAUAGCAGAAGCAGAAAAGGAAGGAGACAAGUUGCCUCCUCCGGUCCUCAUCCCUCACAUUGUGCUCAACGUAACACAGAAGGACCAUCCCAGUCCCUUCGAGCUGCUCAGAGGCAGCAGCCUGCCUCCACUGGAUGAGGUGUUGGAACAUUUGGGGCUGGGACCCAGCACCACACCCACCCCGGCUCCUGUCACCUUCUCGGUUGUUCCUUUCCCCCAAAACAGGGAGAAAACAAACGCCCGACUCACCCAUGAGCAUUUCACCUUCCUACUUACUCCAGCGCCGGACAAACAUGGUGAAGAGACCAGAGAGUCAGAGGAUGAUGUUUUUGUGUGUUUGUGCCAAUUAAAGGAAGAGACAAUUGUGUCUAAACCUCGCCGCAAGGGCAGCAGUAAGGAGACCCCAGUCGCAAAGGACAAGGAGUCAGUCUCUAAAAAAAGCAGAGAGAGUCAGAGGAGCAAGAGCCGAACCUCGACCAAGAAAAAAUCCAAUCUCCCGACCCGCACGACUACGCUGAAUGACGCCACGGGUGAGGCCAACGAACUAGACCAUCACCAAGAACUCUUAGAGCAGAAACGCAGUCAGAGCCUGACGACGUUUCGCUGGGUCGUACCAGCCAACGGGGAAGUGCUUCUGAAGAUCUGGUUCUACUCCGACUCCCUGGGGAAGUUUGAACGGACCUUUCACUUUGAGCUCCUGGGAUCCCAGAGAACCUACCAGCUCCCCUGCAGAGGAAUUAGCAUGUUUCCCUCCAUCUGCAAAGAUUACAGAACUCUGUUUGCUCUCAGUAAAAAGGUGCCACAAAUGGUAGAAGGCCUCCAGAAGAGCUAUGUUGUCAAACCUGGAUAUUUUGAGUUUGGGCCACUGCUUUGUUGCAAGACUAGAGACAGAUUCAAGGAAAACAGGUACCCAGAGAACACACAGAGGUUGGUGAUUCAUAACAACUCAGGUCUGGAGGUCGAGGGCGACUUCCAGUUCCAACAUGACACACAUGCCAAUACGUUUCUGCUGGACCCUCCAACCAUGACUCUCAAACCAGACGAGAAAAAGGAGUUGACGGUGUGGGCCUACCCGACGAAGAUGGCACAGAUUAAUGACAGUGUCAUCUGCUGUAUCAAAGACAAUCCAGAGACUUUCACUAUCAACUUCUCGUGUUGCGGCGUCAAACCAGAGCUGGAGCUGGAUAGCAGACAUAUGCACUUUGACAGAGUUCUGCUGCACAGGCUAAUCAGCCGUAACGUGACUCUACGUAAUAGGUCAGCUCUGCCUGUAUUCUGGAGACUGCAGGGUUUGGAGGAUUUGGGGGACGAGUUCAGUGUGCCGCAGGAUCAUGGCAUCCUCUCAACCAACUGCUCUUUCCCCCUGAGGUUAAACUUCGGGGCCAAGAAGCCAUUAAACAUCAAGAAGACCUUGCGUUUGGAGGUGUCGGACGCUGAGAAGAUUUUCGGCAUCAUACAUAUUGAACAAAUAUUGGUCACAGCUGAAGCCUAUGAUGUAGCUCUGGACAUCUCACCAGAUGGAGUUCUAGACUAUGGAACCGUUCGAGCCUUUGAAGAGAAUAAACUCCCUCUUAAGAUGAAAAACCAAGGAAAAUAUGAAAUCUCUUACAGGUACAUGAUUGAGCGGACGGAACCAAACCAGCCAGACCUCGACUCCAUUUUCACCGUGUCGCCCCAGUUUGGCAGUCUAAUGCCCCACGAGAAGGCGACACAAGUUCAGAUCUACCUCAAACCCAAAUGUGAACUCAAACUCAAGGAUCAACCCAUCCUGUCUUGCCAGUUGAUUGAACCCAACAGUGCGAGUGGAGGCGAAACCAUAGCCAUCUUGACCAUCAAGGUUUCAGUCCACUCGGUCUUCUCCAGGUACAAGAUCACACCUGUGUGCGACAUCAACUUCGGUCCCCUGGCCUACGGCUGCAAGAAAACCCUGAGCUUCACGAUCGAGAACACCGGAGUCUUUGAGACCCGUUACAGCGUCUGCCGUUUGGGCACAGACUCUUCUCAAACAGUCAAGCCAGUGGUCCCAGAGAAGAAGGAGAAUGUUACAGGGAGGCCCAAAGUGAGAAACGAGUCCGCCCAGAAAGACCUGACAGCUUUACAGAAUCGCCUCACGCUGGGGGUCUUCUCAGUGUCUCCCUGCUUGGGGGUCCUGCAGCCAGACUCUCCGCAGGUGGUGACGGUGGAGUGUGCAGCUGACCAGCUGGGCAUCUGGAGCCAGGGUUUGCUCAUUGACGUCACUGACCGUGACCCCUCAGACCAGCCUGAGGGCAUUCCAUACACACUGCUGGCUAACAUCUGCAAGCCCGACAUAGCGUUAGACAUGGCCUCCAUCUUUGAAGAACAUCACAUUUGUCCCAGCAGCAGAGAGCUCUCCUCUGAGGAGUAUAACGAUGCUAAAGGGAUUUACGUCCUGGAUGAGAACAAGUUCAUCUUCAACAAAGUCCUGGUCAGGGGAGCAGUUCAGGCUCGCUUCAAGCUCAGCAACAGCAGCAAGGUGCCCUGUGUGCUCGGCUUGUCCAUCAAAUACGCUGGUUCCAAGGCGACCCGUCAGGUGGAGGCUUUUGAUUUGCCUGCUACAACCCUGAACAUCGCCAGCCAAUCGCACGCAUUCGCUGUGGUCACUUUCACGCCGCAGUCGAUGCAGCUCUACAAUGCUGUGUUGGAGGUCACAGUGGAGGGAGCCAGCCGAUCGACACCCACCUUCAAGACCAAGGUGCUGGAGUUUGAACUGGUGGGAGAGGGCAAUCUGCCCAGUGUGUGUGUGCUGCGUCCGGCGCUGAAGACCAGCGAAGGAAGCCCGGCGUUACAGUUCAGACGGGAAUUAGUCGGGAGAAGAAAUACUCUGCCCCUGGUGCUGCUGAAUGAUGGAACUGUUACAGCUCAGGUUCAGAUUGACAUGCUGGAUAAACAUGGUGUGUUCAGCUUCGUCGCUGCUCCAGGCAACACCUGCAGCUCCAUCCACUUCACACAGGAGGAGUGCGGCACGGACUCAGAUAAUCACCUGGUGCACAGAGCCACUCUCAAGCUGGAUGUUGAUGAACAGGCGGAGAUGAUGGUCAGUUAUUGCUCUGAUGAGCCCUUGAAGGUCAAGGCCAUGUUGACACUGCAGGUGGAGGACAACCAGAGCAGCAAUACCAUUAUACAAGUGACCGCAGAGACUUACCAGCAAAUCGUCUCUCUUGACAACAUCAACUGGUCAACACAGGAAAUGGACCGGGACAACGAGAGAGGUGAGAGAAGAAAGGAGGGCCGGAGAGCAGAGUUCAACAAAAAUCUGCAUUUUGGUGACUGCCAUGUAGACUGUCACUACCAAGAGAGUUUCACCAUGAAGAACCACAGCAGCAACCAGGCGGUGAGGUUUGAGUGGCCUCCCGCUGGACCUCAGCUCGUCUUUUCCCCACAGGUGGGACACCUUCAUGCCGGUUGUUCCAAAGAAGUGACCGUCACCUUUAGCUCCCACCAGCCAGUGACCAUGAAAAGCAAGCUCAUGAAGUGUAAGGUUUGCCAGGUGGAGUUCGAGCAGCCAGUGGACCAGGUGGCCGACUGGGACGACCGGCAGAGGACGGUCCAGUGGCUGAGUGGCUCUAAAGAGGAGGCUGCUUCACAAUCAGAGCCACCUGCCAAGAGUCAGGUGUCGAACCCCGAACCUGAGCCGUGCUGCUCUGUGGUCGAGGGCUCGCAGUGGGAUUUGGAUUUGCAGAUCAGCGCAGCUUGUGACUUUGUGAUGUUCACCUGCAACGACACCAGCAUCUACUUCGAGGACACCAUGCUCUACCAAAGAAGAGACCACCAGCUGCAGCUGACCAAUCAGAGGGGUGUCAAGCUGGAAUACUCCUGGCAGGUUGUCAUGGAUCCGAGCAGCAACACGGCCAACGACCAAGAAGGUAUAACAACAACAACAACAUCAUGAAUUCAAUGUGUGAUUUCGUCGUCGGCAGACGCCCGUCCUCAGAGCACUGGGUCCAGUGACAUGACUCUUCAGAGGGAGGGGCCUGAGCUGCCUCCCUUCAGUGUGGAGCCCAGCAUCGGGUUCAUAGCUUCUGGUUCCACGCAGAACUUCAGCGUUUGCUUCUCGCCUCUGGAGGUCGCCCAGUUCCAGGGCAGGCUGCUCUGCAGUAUUCCCAACCUGCAGGAAGAGGUCCAGGCUCCCUGUAUCCCAGUGUGCGGCCGCAGUCUACAGCCCCACUGCCACUUUGACCUGGAGGACUCGGACUACGUCACUGGGAACCACCGCAACCCAGAGUUCAGGGACUCGCUGGCCCCCGACAUCAGGAUCAUCGAGUUCAACGCUGUCGGCCUCUCGGUGUCGUCCACACGGUCUUUUGCAGUGUUGAACCCAACCGGCAAACUUUACUCCUACAGUUGGAAGUGUGAGGACGCAGGUGGCAGCUUGUUUCGUUGUCUGACCCCACGUGGCAUCGUCAUGCCUGGGAAGCACGUGGAGAUGUCGUUUGAAUAUGUAGCCGAGCAGCUGGAUGUGGUGGAGUCUUUCUGGAGCUUUGUGAUUGAGACUCUGCCGCUGACACUUCCCUUCCUGUUUGUGGGAAACGCCAGAGAGCCGCUGGUGUUUCUCAGCAGACCUCUCAUCAACCUGGGAGAACUACUCGUCGGUCACAAAGUGGAGCAGACAGUUGAUCUGGUGAAUGCAGAGGAGGAGCCUUAUCACUUCUCGGUGCAGCAGACGUCUCUGCUCUGUGACGACCAGCAGUCCAGCAUCAUCGUUCAGCCCAUGAGUGGCACAGUGGCAGCUAAAGACAGGCUGCCGUUGACUGUGUUCCUCUCACCUUGCCGGGAGGGCUAUGUGAGCUGUAGGGUGAUUCUGAGGGUGAAGAAGAAGUCAGAGGUGCUCACACUCAUUGUGAAGGGCGACUGCUUCAUCAUGAACACUUUGCUUCAAGUUGAGAAUCCAGACGGGGGCCUGAGAGAGGUCGACUCCAACCACGCAGUCACUCUGGACUUUGGAGAGGUUGACAUUUCAAAGCAACCCACCAUUCACUUUCUGGUGACCAACCUGGCGAGAUUCAGCAUGGAUGUGAAUUUUGUCCUAACGGGUCCCAGUGAGCUGCUGAAAUACUUGGAGGCAAAACCACAAAAUGCUUCUGUUGAGAGUGGAAAGCAGCUGCAGCUGUCGCUCUUGUUCUGUCCCCGAGGAAGCUGCUACCUUCAGGAUGUCAUCCUGACUAUAAAGGUAAAAUACGGGCCCACAUUUACCUUUGUGGUUUCAGGCAGGGCUGUAGCACCGACCCUGGAUUUCUCCUUCACCGAAUACAGUUUUGGCAAGUGCUUCCUGUACUGUCCCGGCAUGCUGCAGCCGUGCCAGACUCUGGUGAUCAGCAACAAAGGCGCCCUAGACAUCAGUGUCCAGAGCCUGUUCAAGAACACCUCUUACCUGGAGAUGGAUUUCGAGUCCAUGGUUUUGUUACCUGGUGCCGUGAAGGAGGUACCAGUCACCUUCUUCCCCCGAGAGGAGUGUCGGUACCACGAGCGGCUCGGCUUCCUCUUAAACGGCUGCGUUACCAAACAGGUGGAGAUACACGGACAAGGGGUCGAGAUGAAGCUGCAUGUCGAGGAUCCAAAGCACAAAGAGGUGAAACUGGGAUCUUUGAUGUUGGGUCAGAAGGUGAAAAAACAGGUGGUUCUGGUGAACCGCAGCCGUAGAGAGCUUUCCUUCACUCUGCUGCUCCACUCAGACACACCUCUGGACCCAAAGGAUCUGUCGUUCAGUCCAGCAGGGAAACUGAGCCUGAAGGCUCGUGGUGGAUCUUGUAAGGUUGAGAUCCAGUUCUCUCCUCGUCAGCACAUCCCUCCUUUCAAAGCUGAGCUGCAGGCUGAGCUGUUAGGCCUGUUACACCCUCUGCUGACCAUCCAAGGCUGCUGUCACGGUGUGGAGGUGCAGCUGGACCAGGAGCACCUGGCCUUCGGACCUGUCGCUCAGCAGUGCCAGAAGACCAAGAGGAUUGUUAUGACAAACAGCGGAGACAUUGGUGUGAGUUUCCACUGGAAGAAGAGGAGCUUCCCUGCAGAGUUGUCCAUCUCGCCGUCUAAAGGCUUCAUCAGUUCUGGCAUGAAGGUCCCUUUUGAUUUGACUUUUGCCCCCAAGGACCUGAGUAAGGACACGAGAUACGAGAACCUGACCUGCUCCGUCGAGAGCCUCCCCUCACCCGUCACCCUCACCGUGACAGGCUCCUGCAUCUCAGCUUCCACCAGCAAAGAGGUGGUGAAUUUUGUCUGCCCGGUGCGCUGCUCUCACCCUCAAACCCUGACACUGGUAAACCCCACAAUCUUGCGCUGCACCAUCCGACCGGUCAUCGAGGGGAAGCAGUGGAGAGCGGCGCCCUCUGUGACCCUGGAGGCUCAUCAGAGUAAAUCCUACGAGAUCACCUACAGACCGCUGACCAUGACUGCUGAAGGAAAGAAACACAUGGGGUCCGCCUUCUUCUCCUUCCCUGAUGGGAGUGGCCUGAUGUACCCGCUGCAGGGAACCGCUGACCCUCCCAAGCCAGAGGACACUGUUAAUUAUGAGCUUCCUUCCAAGACUCAACACACACAUUCUCUCCCUGUGCACAACUGGCUCUCAGAGAAACAGAGGUUCAAUGUGCAGAUAAAGAUACUGAAGCCUGAAAAGCCCGAUGCCACCAUGUCCCUGGAGGGUCCGAAGUUCAUCAAUGUUCCUGUUCUGGCGAAGGCCGACUACAAGAUGACUUUCUCCACAUACAGAGAGGGGCAGUACAACUGCAAGGUGACGUUUCUUAACGAGGGGACAGGCGAGUACUUGUUCUACCUGGUAAACUUCAAGGCCACUCCUUCAGAAGUCCUGUCCACCAUCAAGCUGGUGAGCAUCGUGCGCCGGACGGCCUCAGACACCGUGCAGGUGGAGAACCCCCUGACCACCUCCACCUGCCUCGCCACCGAGUGCAAAUGCGCCGACAUCAGUGCCCCCCCUCAGCAGACUGUGCCCGGACUGUCCAAGGGUUCUCUGAGCUUCGAGUACCAGCCUCUGCGUGUAGGAGAAUCCACGACCCGGCUCACCCUGUUCAGCACCGAUCUGGGUCACUACCACUACGACCUGCUGCUCAAAGCUCUGCCAGCACCGCCGGAGAAAACCGUCCACUUCCACACGUCCCUGGGCAGCAGCAACUUUCUGCUGGUGAAGUUCAUCAACUACUCCCGCUUCAAAACAGAAUACACCUGCAAGACUGAUUGCCCGGACUUCACCGUGGACAAAAGCCUCGGCGCCUCACCGGGCUUCCAGGCCGGCUGCGAGGCCAGCGUGGAGGUUUGUUUCGAGCCUCAUCAGCUGGGGGAAGUGAAGGGACAGCUCACCCUGUCCUCAGCCAUCGGCGGUGAAUACGUCUUUCCCUUACACGGGAUCUGCACCCAUCCCAAAGCCCAGGGCCCGUUCACCAUCAGGGCCGGUCGCAACAUCACCAUCCCAUUCAAGAACGUCUUCAGGAAGAGCAUCCCUUUAACUUACCAGGUGGACAACCCCAGCUUCAGUGUGAAAGGAAACGACACCAUCUCCUCCAAAAAGAUACAAAACAUCGUGGUGUCCUUUGAGGCCCCUGCAGGCGGACCCCCGGGGCCCUGGUCCGGAAAGCUGACCAUCUCCAACCAGCGUGCUCAGGACGCGCCUUGCUCAUGGGUCUAUUACCUGAGGGGCUACCGUCCAGAUACAGCUUAG